CUCAGCGCGGGCACCCGUUUACACCUACGAAUGGUGUCUUUCUGGAUCUUCCCUGGACUCUGCUCAGACCCUGGUUGACCCCCUCCCCCGGGUCAGUGAAACCUGGGAAGGCGACCCCGCAGCCCAGCAGGGACAGCCGGGAAACAGCCCUGCUCAGGGAACUGGGCUCAAAUUCAAUACCGGCUGAUUCAACACACUGGCCCUGCAGACAACGCUGGGACCGUGAGGCUUUGACUCCUUUCCAUGGCAUGCCCCCGAAACCUGGCCUCCAAGAUCUUCUGUUCAUGCUGCCGAGACUCCAAAGAGACCUCUUCCACAGACGACUCCUCAAUCUCCAGUCAAAUGCAAGAGCAGCAACCUGGUUUGCAGGCAAGUGAGCUUGACCGACAGAACCCUACUAGUAAGUACACUAGUGCAGCCUCCAGCUUGCCUUUGGGACAAUCCAUGAUCCAGUCAGAAAAGGACUCCUGGUCUAGCAGCAGUGAUUUUGAUGAUGUUCCCCAAAGAGGUUUUCAAAAGAGAAACCUAGACCGCUACUCGCAGCUUCAGUGGCCAUUCCAGCCGUGCCUCAUUGGGAGACCCUGAAGAUUCUAGGUGGGGACCCCACCCAGGUCUCCACUGCAGGAAUGUCUCCAGGAGGAAGAGGGGGUGCACAGGGGCCAUGAAGACUGAUUCAGAAACUCCCCACUGGAGGAGAAGAUGUCGGAGCCAUCCCUGUGAGCCAGCAAGUCACUUCAGCUCCUAAGAAAACCACUGUGGGGGGAGCUGCCUCCAAUUAAAGUCCUUGGUCACAUCGCA
Eptesicus fuscus (big brown bat) is the source of this 798-nucleotide messenger RNA. It is a transcript of the gene TEX48, whose product is annotated as testis expressed 48. The record is from RefSeq and is a predicted model, not a curated record. The transcript has 5 exons. Lineage: Eukaryota; Metazoa; Chordata; Mammalia; Chiroptera; Vespertilionidae. Bases 244 to 585 code for a protein of 113 amino acids.